Nothobranchius furzeri (turquoise killifish) is the source of this 5320-nucleotide messenger RNA. RefSeq lists its product as uncharacterized. The record is from RefSeq and is a predicted model, not a curated record. NCBI's taxonomy places the organism in Eukaryota, Metazoa, Chordata, Actinopteri, Cyprinodontiformes, Nothobranchiidae. Gene Ontology annotation, molecular function: nucleic acid binding; zinc ion binding. Gene Ontology annotation, cellular component: nucleus.
ACCGACCACAGAACGCUGAAAGAAGAAGAAGGAGCACGUACUUGCGUACGUAAGGUAGCUGGUGGGAUGUUUAUAUGUCGAUGGGUGGGACUCAAACAGCCUGAAAUCGGAAGAACAGGACAUACUUGUUGACGAACUGGGUGUGUAACCGACAAGAGAUCAGCAAAUGAAGAGCGACGUUCCUGACGAUGGUUUAAACUUCCCCUCUGCCACUGCAGGGCUGUUGGUUUCCUCAGGGUUCAGGAGAUAGUUCUCAUGAUGUCCCAUCCUCUGUACAAACCCAUCAUCUCAGGAGCUCAGCCUCUGACUGUGGGUCCUCACUCUAUGGAUGCUCAAGGAGGCCAAGCUCCUGCUUGCAGUACAGAGAGGAUUUCUCAAGAAUAUUCAGAUGUUGGCAGCAGCUCAAAGGAUGGGUCCCUGAGAUGUAAAAUAGACUCGGAGGAUACUUCCAAACGGUUUUCAUCUGCUGAAUCUUGUUUUAGCAAAAAUAAGAGGAUCUUGUGUAGCCAACAGGAAGAUGAUGAGCUGUUUAUUCCAGAAUCUGGUGAGGGUUUGGUAUCUGUCUCCAGUCCACCCAGGAAUACUGCAGAGUCAGCUGCUGUACACAUCCUUAUGAAAUUUGGACUUAACAAAGAUGAUUUGGUAGAACUCGAAUCUUACCCUGAAGAUGAGAUCACGCCUGAUAACCUGCCUCUCAUCUUGCAUCAGAUCCGCAUUCAGAAGCAGAAAACAGCCGCAGGAAUCUCCUCAGAGCUCCAUCACUCCAGUCUAAAGAACAGCUUAGAUCCUUCUGACAUUCUUGAUCAGGAUGAUAUUCAGAAGUGGAGUGGAGAUGCUUUGCCAUCUGACAAACCGAGACCCCCUGGUCAAAGUAAGAAACUACUGCAAAAAAGUGUGAGGAAAGUACCAAACAGUAACUUGGACUCUUACACAGGCCUCAGCUCAAAGAGGAGCCAUGCUCUUCUUCCAGGUAGAGCGCCAACGAAGCAGCAGCAGCUAAAACGGAAAAACAAAGACUCUGAACCUCUCAGGUCUAAGGACUCCAAUUUUUAUUCCUUAAAUCACCCGGAUACAGGCCACCUGUCUACUUUGAACAUCAACAAGUCAUCUACUGCACAUCUCAGCUAUCAAGGUCUCAAGACCUCCAGCAGUGAACAAAGAAAAACUCACAAAAGCUGGAAAUCUGUUGAGGAACGGAGUCAGGUGCAACAAAGUAAAAAGAUUCUGGUGAAACAUGGAGAGAAACGACAGAAUAAACCAGAAUCAGAGAUGUCAAAACAUUCUGCUUCUUCUAAAAAAGCAUCCAGUAAAGGUUCUGUAGGUAAAGGUCCAGUCUCCAAAGGUCUACCACCAUCAUCCAUGGUUAAUGACUAUGCAGCCUCUACACCAAUGGUCUUUCCUCAUACCUGCUGUCUGUGUGACAAAGAAUGUGUUUACAAGGAGGAUUGGUUCUCCCACCAGAAUACCAGUUUUCAUAUUGAGAGCUGCAGACUCCUCCGGAAACGAUAUCCAUGGUGGGAUGGUGAGAUCCAAUCGCUCCAAAGUACUCGACAUAGUACAUCUUUGCCUUCAACAUCUCAGCCUCCACAUCGUCAUCAGAAUACCAGGCCUGCGAGCCAUUCCCGCUCACGUAGCCCCCACGACCACCACAGGUUUGAGAGUAGAAGGGACAACUCAAAGCGUAGUUCCUGCUCCGACAGUCCCUGGUGUCGCCGUAGCAGCGGGUCUUAUUCCCGCUCAGAAAGCCAGGAUGGCCAUUGUGGUUUGAAGGACCUUUGGCACCGAUCCAGGAGUAGAUCACCCACUGCUUCACCUCACCGCCACCGUGGCUCCAAGGACGAAAGACGUGGACGCAGCAGAUCCAGAUCACCUCACGGCUUUAGAGAUACUCACAGGUCCCGGUCUCAUUCCUGGUCUCCGUGGUACGAGCGGUCCACAUCUGACUAUCCGUCACAUCCAAGGAGCCAAGAGAAACGACCUUCCUUCGACAGGAGAGAGGACUGGUGCUCCCCAAGGAGGAGUGUCGAGCGACAGGUUUCACCUACAUGGAGCGACGAGAGGCGAACGCCGCCAAGGGUGAAUCACGAGAGACGAUUGUCCAAAGAGAAACCUGUCCAUCAACGGAGGAAGUCGAACAGCACAGAGAGGCUGACUAAGAAAAUGCUGAAAACAUCAGCCCUCCAGUCCCUGACACACCGGUCCGACUUUGAGACGGUGGUUAAAACUCUGACUCCCGUCUUACUGGCAGAGAUCGACAAGAUGAAGUCGUCGUUAUUUUCCUCAUCAUCGUCCCAUAAACCCGGAAAGUCGACAAUGAAUCCAAAGACACGGAAAACUGAGAGGAAAGUGGGUUCCUCUGCAAAGAUCAAGGCUGCUGUUCCUAAAAAGUCCUCUUUGGCCUCUUCAGUCCAGCAGAAAAAGUCUAAAAACCUUGGACCGGCAUCAAAGGAUCAAAGCAAGGUUGUUGGAAUAAAAAAGACUAAAGUCCUGAAAACUACACUGAGCAAGAAGAAAACAGAGGAAGAUUUUUAUGUUGGAACCGUGGAUCCCUCUGAGCCGAUGUGUUGUCUGACUGUCGGGGAGCAGAUAGAAACGUACCUGGACUCCAAAGACCUCUGGCCUGUAGACUCAUUACUGUCACAACCAAACACAAAGAUCCUGCUCAUAACCAACCUUCCAGAGUAUUAUGAUGGCUGCUACACAGAGGCGGAUAUUACAGAUCUGCUCAGCCUGUUUGGAUUCAAACGUGGCGACGACAUCUACGUCAUUCCUCAGAAACGAAUGGCUCUUGCUUUGAUGCCAAGUAUAGGAGCCCUAGAGUCGGCCAUCAGCGCAUCGCUGGACGGUGUUAUUUUCAGAGGAUCCAAACUCUGCUUUAUGGCUCUAAAACAAUAUAUUGACAUGUCACCAUUUGGAUUUUAUUGCGGUCUGAUGCAAAAAAUAUGUUCUGAAGUGGCCGAUGAAGCUAGCACCGUCUACAUCACAAACAUCUCAACAAACGAGGCCAGAGAUCUCAGAAAAGCUCUGAGAAAAAUCGAUUCUGUGAGAAACUUCCUGCCUCUGCUCAACAAGGUCUUCGUUGAGUUUAGGUCCGUUCAAGACGCUGAUCGGCUCGGCGUGUGGUAUAGCCUCCUGAAACGGGGACGCUCUCAUAAAGUCAAAAGAAUGAGGUUACCAGAGGGUUCUGCUACGGCGCUGUCACCACAAAUGGUAUCAAAUGCCUUGCCAGACUUCAGCGACAUCAUCAGCGGGUCCAAGAUUCUGAGGUCCAAGUGUGGCAUUCCUCAGGGCUCCAUUCCUUGUUUUUGGGUCUCGAUGACGACCUGUCCUUACGUGUUUCCCACUGCGUCUCCGUGGUUCAACAUUCCCAGCUUUAUGACAGUAAAGGAAACGAGAGACAUUGAGAGAGCUCACCACAGAGGCUCUGCCUUCUCCACCAUCAUGCUGACUGGUUUCCGUGGAAAAGAGUGGCAGUACGAGGAGAUCGCUGCAUUGGUGUGGCGCUACUUCCCCCAGCAUGCGCCGGACUCCUUGUGCUUUGACGUGGUCGUCCUGCCGCUGCAGAGACGGGUCUUUGUGUAUUUUAUCAGCUGGGAUUCCUGCUGCAGUUUUGUCAGAGAUCACCUUGAAAACCCCGUUUCUGUCCAGGGCUGUCCUCUCAGCGUCCACUUCGUGUUGGAGGACAUGCAUCGGGGACGCAGUGAGGAGGUGCUCUACAGGAACCUGAUGAAAUGGGGCAACUCUCACGUCUCUGAGCCCGAGUCUCUGACUGGGCGUCUGCUCUGCGUGGAGGUUUCCGUCGUCAGCAUCAACCUCGUCAUCUUCAUCAUGAAAGUCGUGGCGUCCCUCGCUCCCUUUGUCAACUUCCUGCCUCUUGCUGACAGAAUCUACGUGGAAAUGCGUGACGCCGGUGGAGCAGCGCGGGCGGUGGAGACUCAGCCGAAGUGCCGUUUGUCUCAGAGCAAACUUUGGAAGAAAGUUCUGAACAUUCGACUCGUGACAAGCAUCCAGAAAGCACGUCCAGAAGACGGGAAUCUCCCCAUCUCCGCUCCUGAACUGGACUCCACAGCAGGGGGUGCUGUUGCAGAAACAGCUGGGAUGGAUCAGCUAGCAGACGGUGCCGAAACCCAGCCAGGGCUGGUGUCUGAUGAGGAAGACGUUGACGCUUCUUUCCUUCUGCCAGAUUACUUUGAGAUCUUAGAUUCAUUUGAUAAUCAGACUCAAACCAAAGGCUUCAAAGACGAGCUCUCCAAAAGCCGUGAUGGACCAGUUCAGGAAGAUUCAAAUCCAGAACAAGCAGCCGAUUCUGUAAAAGUACAGGAAGAGCGGGAGCCUGAUGAGGUUAAAGGAGGAACCAGAGAAGACGAUGGAUCCACCAGGAGGAGCGAAUCACCCAAAAACCAAAACCAAAUGCGUCAAAGCUCUGAGGCACGUGGAGAGGAUGGAGCUACAGGAGAAAGGGCGGAGUUAACUGAAGAUUCUGUUCCAGGAGACACAGAAACCAGAGCAAACAUCGACAAAGGCAACAAGGAAGACUGGUUGAAGUUGGAGGUGAUGCCGGCUCUGAACAAACAGGAGGGAGACGAGCGGGACAACAAGAGCGCCGAGAGAAGUUUAACGCCUAAAGAGGAGAUGACCCUGGUGGCAGAGGAGGUCAAACAACUUGAAGAGGAAAAUCGAGCAAUCACCAGAAGGAGAGUUCGACCCAGGAGAAAGAUGAGAAAGGCUCCUGUCAGAAAAUCUGCUCCGGUGAAAACCGAGGGCGCCGAAAAUACAAGAGAAGAAGAUGAAAACAAGUCUUUGGCUCCUGCUUCACUCACUUCCUCCUCGAUUCUGGACAAAGACUCUUCUCAGUCAGGUGAGCCAAAGCUGCAGGAGAUGAAGGUGGAGGUGGAACCAAGGACUAUUCCUGCUGAACAACUGGAAAAAUGUGUGGAGGUGGCUGCCGACGCCAGACUGCAGCCGUACGACCCAAACGCUUUCUACGGAAUGGAGUUUGUCGUCCGUAAGACGGGAUACUUCUGUCGUCUCUGCUCGGUCUUCUACGUGUGUGAGGACACCGAGGAGGACCUGCACUGCAGCAGCAAAACGCAUUACGACAACGUUCAGAAACACUAUCAGAAAACCGACGAGCAACAAAAACUUUCAAGGAUGAUGACGCGACGCUCUCAAAAAUCUGAAGCUCUAUGAAGCUGAACUGAAAUUAAAAUGUGAUCUUUUUGUUUUCUGACUCCAGGACCUUCAGGGUGGACUUUUUACUGAUCAGUAAAAUAAAAAUAAAAACACACCAACCACUUUGGUUUGGCAUCAUUAUCUCAUA